This is a messenger RNA of Castor canadensis (American beaver), 951 nucleotides long. The record is from RefSeq and is a predicted model, not a curated record. NCBI's taxonomy places the organism in Eukaryota, Metazoa, Chordata, Mammalia, Rodentia, Castoridae.
UCAAGCAAUAUAGAAGCACAAAAUCUAACACCUGUCUCAGAAUUUUAUCUCCUGGGACUCUCAAAGGAUCCAGAACUGCAACCUGUCCUCUUUGGACUAUUCUUGUGUAUGUACCUGCUCACAGUCCUUGGGAACCUGCUCGUCAUACUGGUUAUUACCUGUGACUCACACCUCCACACACCCAUGUACUUCUUCCUCUCCAACCUCUCAUUUACUGACAUCUGUUUCAUCUCCACCACUGUUCCAAACCUGAUUUUGGACAUCCAAAUUCACAGUAGGGUCAUCUCAUAUGUGGGGUGCCUGGUGCAAAUGUCUAUAUAUAUUAUUUUUGGAACUAUGGAUGACAUGCUUCUGACUGUGAUGGCCUAUGACCGGUUUGUGGCCAUCUGUCACCCCCUGCAUUACCCACUUAUUAUGAAUACUCGUGUAUGUGUACUCUUAAUUUUCCUGUCCCUUUUGGUUAGCAUUUUGAACUCACAGCUGCAUAAUUUGUUUGCCUUACAAUUUAAUAAUUUCAAAGAUGUUGAACUUUCAAAUUUUUUCUGUGAUCCAUCUCAUGUAUUUAAUCUUAUCUGUUCUGACACAUUCUCAAAAAACGUUGUGAAAUAUAUUGCAGGUAUCAUAUUUGGUUUUUUCCCCAUCUCAGGAAUCAUUUUAUCCUACUAUAAAAUUAUAUCAUCCAUUCUGAAGAUACCAUCAUCAGAUAGUAAGUUUAAAGCCUUUUCAACAUGUGGGUCUCACCUCUCCGUUGUUUGCUUGUUUUAUGGAACAAGCAUUAGUGUGUACCUUAGUUCAGGAAUAUCACAGUCUCCUAGAAGUGUUUUGGUGGCCUCAGUUAUUUACACCGUGGUCAAUCCUAUGCUAAAUCCCUUCAUCUACAGCCUAAGGAAUAGGGAUAUCAAAUGUUCUCUUAGGAGAAUCCAGAGAAGAAAAAUCCAUCUCAGUUUCUGA